Molecule: messenger RNA, 567 nt
Organism: Laccaria bicolor S238N-H82
Lineage: Eukaryota; Fungi; Basidiomycota; Agaricomycetes; Agaricales; Hydnangiaceae
Exons: 3
Coding region: 1-567 (188 amino acids)
Source: RefSeq, a predicted model, not a curated record
AUGUGCCGUGCAUGGGUGGUUGCUGGCAUCGUGCCUGUCGUGGUGAGAACGGAGGAAUGGGGUGGUGGGGCAUACGUACCCCUUGCCCAUGACGUUGCCACGUCAUGGGCGUUGUCCCUCGUCCUUGGUCCAUCGUUCCGUGCUGGGGGUGUCGUUGUCGUUAGCGUGGGCGUCGUGGAAAGGGAUGGUCACGGCAGUGUGACCAUCCCACAAACAGGCGACGUGACGAUAUGGCACGCCCUCAAUCCACUGGACUGGGACUGGACUCAGGAAAGUGGCUGGCAGUCCAGUGGGAGUCCAGUGGACUGGACUGGACUGGACUGGACUGGACUCCAGUGGACUGGGCAUUCUGCCAGCCAAUCUGGCCUGGUAAGAGGGCCACUGGAAUCCACUGGAAUCCACUGGAGUCCACUGGAGUCCACUGGAGUCCAUAUGGAUUACGUGGGGGAGGGUAAAGACCUCCCUGGUACUCGGAAAUUCCUACUGGAUUCCAAGUGGACUCCUACUGGACUCCUUGUACUGGACUCCACUAUACCCAUUCCUUGUGAUUUGGGAUCAUUCCAGUAG